Messenger RNA from Nanorana parkeri, 755 nucleotides. RefSeq names its product ADP ribosylation factor like GTPase 8B (gene ARL8B). Gene Ontology annotation, cellular component: lysosomal membrane. The record is from RefSeq and is a predicted model, not a curated record. Gene Ontology annotation, molecular function: GTP binding; GTPase activity. Gene Ontology annotation, biological process: protein transport; anterograde axonal transport. The transcript has 7 exons. Bases 45 to 605 code for a protein of 186 amino acids. Lineage: Eukaryota; Metazoa; Chordata; Amphibia; Anura; Dicroglossidae.
CCGGUUCCGGUAGUGAUCUUGGACUCGGUGGUCCCAGUGUUAGUAUGAUGUCGCUCCUAUCCCGAUUAUUGGAUUGGUUCCGGUCCUUGUUCUGGAAGGAGGAGAUGGAGCUGACUCUGGUGGGGCUGCAACACUCCGGGAAGACCACAUUCGUCAAUGUCAUCGCGUCGGGGCAGUUCAGCGAGGACAUGAUCCCUACGGUCGGAUUCAACAUGCGCAAAGUCACCAAAGGGAACGUGACCAUAAAGAUCUGGGAUAUCGGCGGGCAGCCGCGGUUCCGCAGUAUGUGGGAGCGAUAUUGUCGGGGGGUCAAUGCCAUAGUGUACAUGGUGGACGCAGCCGAUCGGGAGAAGGUCGAAGCUUCCCGGAAUGAACUGCACAAUCUUCUGGAUAAGCCGCAGCUACAGGGGAUACCGGUUCUGGUUCUCGGGAAUAAGAGGGAUCUUUCCAGCGCCUUGGACGAGAAGCAGCUGAUUGAGAAAAUGCACCUGUCAUCGAUCCAGGACAGAGAAAUCUGCUGUUAUUCCAUUUCCUGCAAAGAGAAGGAUAACAUAGAUAUCACUCUACAGUGGCUGAUCCAGCAUUCCAAGUCACGCCGUAGCUAAAGGGCUUCAUUCUAAUAACUGCUGCUCUGUAUAAUGGAACGUGCCCUCCCCGCCCCCCGAGGAUGCGCCCUCCAUCUCCCUGCUCUGCACCCCGGGAAUGCGCUCUUCACACUGUUUUCAUGUUCAAGCGGAGGACGCGGCCUGGAUGCU